This is a messenger RNA of Aureobasidium subglaciale EXF-2481, 410 nucleotides long. RefSeq lists its product as uncharacterized. Gene Ontology annotation, cellular component: spindle; centrosome; interphase microtubule organizing center. NCBI's taxonomy places the organism in Eukaryota, Fungi, Ascomycota, Dothideomycetes, Dothideales, Saccotheciaceae. Gene Ontology annotation, biological process: microtubule nucleation by interphase microtubule organizing center; gamma-tubulin complex localization; mitotic spindle assembly. Bases 58 to 270 code for a protein of 70 amino acids. The transcript has 3 exons. The record is from RefSeq and is a predicted model, not a curated record.
AACAGUGCCAUCCGUCCUCGUUCAUCUCUCGCUACGUUCACAAUCACAAGACCAACCAUGCCGCCAACAGAAGAUAAGCGCAAGGCUGCGCGUGAGACUAUUGACAUUCUCUACGAGAUUUCCUCCUUACUCAAUACCAACUUGGACCGCCAAUCAUUGUCUUACUGUGUCUCGCUCAUUGAAAAUGGCGUAAAUCCGGAUGCAUUGGCCACUGUCAUCAAAGAUCUCCGGGACCGCAAUGGUGUUGCUACAGAACCUCGCGAAAAAUGAUGAUUGCACACCCUUCAUCACCUCCCUCCGUUGACCGUCGGCGUUUUGCGGCGGUUUCUUCUUUUAUGAUACCCUACCUUUUUUCUUCCCUUUUAUUAGUUUUAUAUCUCGGUCAUGUUGAGAAAAAUGAUCACACACUU